UCCAACCCACAAUCUCUAAUUAACCUCAGAUAUUCUCAGGUAUGAUGGGAAGGUCUCCUUGUUGCGAUGAGAGCGGUUUAAAGAAAGGACCAUGGACGCCGGAGGAAGAUCAGAUGCUGAUAGAAUUCAUUCAGAAAAAUGGCCACGGAAGCUGGAGGGCACUCCCCAGUCUUGCAGGAUUGAACAGAUGUGGGAAAAGUUGCAGACUGAGGUGGACUAACUAUCUGAGGCCCGAUAUCAAGAGAGGAAAGUUCUCUGAUGAGGAAGAGAAAAUCAUCAUCGACCUUCAUUCAGUUCUUGGAAACAAGUGGUCUGCGAUCGCAAGCCAUCUUCCAGGAAGGACAGACAACGAAAUCAAGAAUUUCUGGAACACCCAUCUGAGAAAGAAACUUCUCAACAUGGGUAUUGACCCUGUAACACACAGGCCAAGAACCGAUCUCAAUCUCUUAGCAAAUCUACCUCAGUUGCUCGCUAUCACUAGCCUUAACAAUCUGAUGCACCCUUUGGACGCUCUCAGGCUGCAGGCAGAGGCCGCACAACUAGCCAGAAACCAAUUGUUACAGAAUCUACUGCAGGCCGUUAAUGGAAGCACCCCUCCAAAUCUGGGUGCAGUACUUAAUCUCCAGGGAUCAUCAUCUCCCAAUCAGGGUUACAACCCCGCCGAAUACCCACAACCCAACACCCAAUUGGAAGGGCUGGUGAAUAAUAACCUACAAGCUCAAGCACUUCCGACUGCUAACCCUCUUGCUCCUGCUCUUCACCAUGCUCAUCAAAUGUCUACCAACUUUGCGAAUUCGGGAGUGAUCCAACAACCAUCUAACGAUGGCCUGAUCCCUGAAAACUCUGCUUACUUUGGUGGAGUCUGCUCAACGUUGAUUAACAAUGAAUAUGUUAAUAAUAUCAGUAAUAACAACUUGAACAGCUCAGAUGGAAUAGAACAAAUGCCUCCAUUGGUUUCAGCCUCUCCUGAAAUGGAAGAAAUGAAGCCCCACACUAACAUAUGCGACCCGCCAUCCACCUCAACCACCUUUGACACUUGGGGAGAACUCAACCUGGACGAUGAUGGCAGUGAUUACUGGGGAGAUAUGCUGGAAUAAGCUAACAUGGCUAGAGCUAUGUCAAUAAAAAAAAUAAUAUCGCUCUGCAGCCAAUCAUCUUCACCGGCUUGGUCCAUCUAAUUACAGAAUGCGCUAUCUUAGAUAGAGAUUGUUCCAUAAAAGAGUAAUAGGAGAGUUCUCUCAUGGUUUCUUUUAUUUUAUUAAUUAAUUUUUAGAGAUUGGUAUAUUUAUUUUUACAGAAAGACUGUAUUCUUUUGUACUGGUUUCUUUGUUUCUCUCUUCUCUCUCCUCUCUGAAUUGAUACUAAUUAAUUCUCAUUUGUGUAAUAAUAAAGUUACUACAAUCU
Molecule: messenger RNA, 1404 nt
Organism: Nelumbo nucifera (sacred lotus)
Lineage: Eukaryota; Viridiplantae; Streptophyta; Magnoliopsida; Proteales; Nelumbonaceae
Product: transcription factor MYB53-like
Source: RefSeq, a predicted model, not a curated record